Molecule: messenger RNA, 1344 nt
Organism: Coffea eugenioides
Lineage: Eukaryota; Viridiplantae; Streptophyta; Magnoliopsida; Gentianales; Rubiaceae
Product: DNA-directed RNA polymerases IV and V subunit 4-like
Exons: 11
Coding region: 212-856 (214 amino acids)
Biological process (GO): DNA-templated transcription initiation
Cellular component (GO): RNA polymerase complex
Molecular function (GO): nucleotide binding
Source: RefSeq, a predicted model, not a curated record
UUGUACACCUGUGCGUAGACCAAAGUCAAAAUAUCAUGCAGUGCCCAGUAACCCACCCGGCCUCUACCAAAUAUCAAUAAUUCUCUAUUUCUUCUGGGAGAUUAAAGAAGUAACUGCCGUCGUCCUCCCCCUCCCGCUGCUGCUGCUGCUGAAAGAGCUUUGCGCUUCUGUGCUUGCUUCCAUUGUACUAAUCCGUUGCAGUCAGAAAGAGAUGGCGGAAAAAGGAGGAAAGGGGUUUUCGCUUCCCAAAGGUUCUCUGAAAGGUAAGGAUGACAACUCAGCAAAGUCAAAACAGGGAAGGAAGGUCCAGAUCGACUUUGAAGAUGUUUCAGAUCCAUUGGAACCUAAUUCACCAAAGACCAAUGGGAAGGUUAAUACACCAAUUUCCAAAGGUGACUCGGGCAAAGGUGGGAAAGCAAGUAAGGCUGCAAGUGGUGGUACGAAUUCCGUGACAAAAGCACCUUCUCUGGAGUUCAAAAUUGAGGAAGAACUUCCCAAGAAUGUAAAAUGCUUAAUGGACUGUGAAGCUGCAGAGAUCUUGCAAGGAAUUCAAGAUAGGAUGGUAGUAAUAUCAGCUGAUCCAUCCAUAAAAAUUCCCAUUUCAUUUGACAGUGGCCUGACAUAUGCCAAGAGGGGUGGCGUUUUUUCUAAUCCACAGUCUGUUCGAAAAAUACUUGAGCCUCUUAUCAAAUACGGUGUUUCUGAGGGCGAGAUGUGCAUGGUUGCCAAUCUAAAAGUAGAAUCUGAUGAUGAAGUUUUUGCUCUUGUGCCCUCACUGAAGAGUAAAGAGGGCAAGCUGAGAGACCCCCUCAAAACUGCUUUGAAUGAACUAGCCAAGAUCCAAAGCUCGGUGUAAGGUCUUGAUACACCAGUUGAUGCUAUUGCUUAAUUUCUGGGGCUUUACGGAUGUGAAUACAGGCUCCAUUUUUGAAGUAGCUCAGGCAGAUUACCUUGCUGAAGAUAAUUUUCCCUAUUUCUUAUCGUUGCAUAACUUGUAUGCAUAGCAUUAACAAUGAAAUGCUUUUAUAAGGCAGUUUGAAACUGUUACCUGGUAGUGGUAGCAAAAAAAUGAUGUCGCAUAUCAAGUCCCUGGUUAGAUGGAUCUCAUUAUGUAAUCGGAAAGGUGAGACUGUUUCUGGAAACAAGAAUCGUGGAGGGACUUGUGAGAGGAUUAGAGGAUAUGCUAAAUUAAAGAACUAACGAGCAGCAAGAAUCAACUGAAAACAUCUACCUCAAGAGAUGAUGUUCUUAAUUGUCAUGUUAUUCCGUAUGCCAUAGGAUCUACUCCAAUAUAUAAUGGUUGUGCAUUAUCCUGAUCGAGAAUUUGCGAGUUUAGACAUUGUA